Messenger RNA from Fomitopsis serialis, 766 nucleotides. RefSeq lists its product as uncharacterized. The transcript is spliced from 5 exons. The coding region runs from base 11 to 517 and encodes 168 amino acids. Lineage: Eukaryota; Fungi; Basidiomycota; Agaricomycetes; Polyporales; Fomitopsidaceae. The record is from RefSeq and is a predicted model, not a curated record.
CUUCCGGAUCAUGCCGAUGCGGUUCCGCGGUCAUCUGGGCUGUGGUCCGCGCGGGUGCCAUUGCCAAGCCUGCCUCCCCAGCAGUGCUCACCCAGCUACUCUCACAAACGCUAACGACCAACCUCACGCUAUGAUCAUGAACAAGCUCACGUCUGUCUUUUUCUUCUCCUUGCUCUCGCUGUUCGCGCUCGUCGGCGCGUUCCCUGUCCGCCGCGACGUAUGGGACCCUCAGAUCCUCAGCCCGAACUCAAGUACGGUCUGGGUGGUCGGUCAAACAUACAAUGUGACAUGGAACACGACUGACGCUCCGGAGCACAUCACGAACUCGAUUGGCCGAGUAGUAUUGGCCACCAAUGGCACCGAGGACUAUGAACAUCCGCUCGCCUCCAACUUCUCUAUCCUACUUGGCAGCAUCCCCAUCACCGUCCCGGAUCUCGAGCCUGGCUCUGACUACGCCAUAGUCUUGUUUGGUGAUUCCGGCAACUUCAGCCCCACUUUCAGCGUCACGUCUGCGUGAACCAUGUCCGACUCUGCGCCCCUCCAUCUGCCCCUUCCCCAUCGCAAAAUGUCAUGCUGUACAUCUCCUGACGUUUACGGACCCUUCAUGUAGUCGGACUUCGCAUUGGGACUGUUGUUUCACUCGUGCACGAACUUCGGACACUUGCAUUGGACUUUCACUGUACAUUAGUCUGUCUAGUCUAGUCUAAUAGUCUAGCAAUAGUUGGUCUGGUGUUGCAAUCAUAGGCGAGGUAGCAGUUGUGUUCUA